Perca fluviatilis (European perch) is the source of this 3194-nucleotide messenger RNA. It is a transcript of the gene lpgat1, whose product is annotated as lysophosphatidylglycerol acyltransferase 1. Gene Ontology annotation, cellular component: endomembrane system. Bases 968 to 2209 code for a protein of 413 amino acids. The transcript has 9 exons. The record is from RefSeq and is a predicted model, not a curated record. NCBI's taxonomy places the organism in Eukaryota, Metazoa, Chordata, Actinopteri, Perciformes, Percidae. Gene Ontology annotation, molecular function: acyltransferase activity.
AUUAUCAACUAAAGUACGUCUUGCAUUAUCACCUAGUGUUGUGUCCCAGUUGUGUAGAUAUUUCAAACUAAAUUUGUGCGACGGGGUCUACAGGGGCCCAACACCAAAUGUCUACUCCUGGGGCACCUUAAAAUAUUGUCAUAUUUCAUUAUAUAACCCCAAAUACUGAGCAGAAUCUAACAACCAAACUAUAAAAAUGCAAUCAAACAUAAGUGGCAAAACAAUAAACACAGCAUAUUCUCUAUAAUACGGUGUUAUGUGUUUAGUAUAGAUAUGAAAGUUAAUUAUUUAUAUAAUUAUAUUAAGUUAUUUAAAAAACUAAAUCUGACCCUUUUAUUUUGAAGGUAAAGGAAACUCACUUCCGCACUUACCAUUUUGAUCUUUUGUGUACAUUGACGCUGUGUGAAUCGUCUGGAGAAAGAUAACGGGUCCUGCCAGCAUAGAAACGAAAAACCGCUGUUAAUUUCAUGUGCAUAUGUCGUUUAGAGUUUAUGUUUGCGAUUUUGUAACCAGCAACGUUGAUCCCAGGCCCGGCCCAAACCGCCUCUCGUCGUUAUUCGCUAAUGGAAGCUCAGUAGCUAGCUAACUUGACGAUGAUGAUGAUGCAUCAGUGGAAUUAUCCCGGUGUCUCUGACUGAGAUGGAGCCAGCGACGCUCAACUGGAGUUGCUUGCUAGCUAGCUAGCAAGCUAACGGUGCCCGCCGGGGUUCACUGUGCCCGAGCAGCCCUGGAUAACGUUAGCUAAAUGGGUGCUACUGCAGCUUAUCACACAGGGUUUGUUGUAACGUUAUCAGACAUUUCCACCCCCAGAUUUGAGAGAGACUGACCAUGUCAACUAGCAAAAGAUGCUAACUUGACCGUUUAGGUUAGCCACACGUGACACAGUUUAUCUCGCUCAAACAAUUAGCUACAUUCUCUGGCCGUCCUUGGAUGCUCCAGUGACAUUAAUUGGACGGUGUGUAUCAGGAUGGCACAGCUCUUGGACGGGGCCGGCAAGCUGGGCUGGGUUCUGCUCAAGUCUGUGAUCCGUUUUGUGUUUAUGUUUUUUAACAACUGUGUAGCCAUCCCAUCCUACUGCUUAUACCUGGUGCUUCUCCAGCCGCUGAGAAUAUGGGACAGCUCCACUUUCUGGCACAUCGAAGGAAUCAUGUUCAAAUGGUUGCUGGCCAUGGUGUCUUCAUGGGGCUGGAUCGCAGGUUAUACAGUAACGGAGUGGGGUGACGAUGUACGGCCCAUAUCUGAAGAAGAAGCCAUGGUCAUCGUCAACCACCAAUCCACAGGAGAUGUGUGUACGCUCAUGAUGUGCCUGCAAGACAAGGGCAUGGGAGGCGGAGCCAACCACCAACGUGCAAAGAUUCGAGCGGUGGCUGGCUCAAAGGAGGCAGGGAGCCAUGCCCAACGUGCAAAGAUUCAAGGCGACGGCCUUUCAUUCUUUCACACUGAUCAUUUCAACGCAGGCGAGGAGUACUGCUCGUGCCAGUUUGUGUGUGUGCAAGUGGUUGCAUCUAUCUGUUGUCCACCAUGGGGGCUUUUCAUCAGACAGGGUAAAGCUCACAGAGACAAGCAGCUGAUCUACCUGAAAGAUCACCUAGAGAAAUACUACCACAGCCGUGACAGGAAGUGGAUAGUGCUGUUCCCAGAGGGUGGCUUCCUGCGCAAGCGGCGGGAAACCAGCCAGUUGUUUGCCAAGAAGCGUUCUCUCCCCCACCUGACCCACGUCACAUUGCCUCGUAUCGGGGCCACCCACGUUAUCCUGAAAACCCUGUCAGCCCAGCAGGAGAAUGGCAGCGUGGGCAGCGAGACUGGGACUCCUAACCAGACAGGUAAUAAACGUAAAGGCCUGCAAUGGGUAAUAGAUGUGACCAUAGCUUACCCCAAAGCAAGACCCAUGGACAUCCAGACCUGGAUCUUUGGCUACAGGCCUCCUACAGUCACACAUGUCCACUACAGGAUGUACCCAAUAAAAGAGGUUCCUGUGGAGGCAGAGGCCCUGACUGACUGGCUGUAUCAGAGGUUUGUGGAGAAAGAAGAGUUGCUGACCCACUUCUACAGCACAGGAUCGUUCCCCUCUGAAGAAGGCCACAAGGAGGCAGCUUCCCGGCAGAUGAUCCUUGACCCCGUGAGGCUGUGCAUUAUCCAGUCGUUUGCUUUCGCCUCCGGCUACAUGUGGUACAGCGUCCUCUGGUACCUCUACUGCUGUUUAUUUUGAGUGCGCUGCUGAGGCGAGAGUCUUUAUCGGACCACUGGAAAAGCCUCAGGAUCAGUUGGGGUGUGGGGCCCAGCGUCAUACUAGCCCCCUUCGAUUGAUGAAUGUACAUUUACAACAGUGGAGAGACUUAAUAGGAAUCAAAAAACAUAUGAAGAACACAAACACACGGAAUACAAAUACCAAUACAAAAUGAAACUGGUCACAGGCAUAGUUAACUUGCACACAACCCUAACACCACACACUCGCUCCAACGGCCUAGCAGAAUAAUCUCUCGCACUCGUCACGACUCACAUUUUGAUGUUUACACGUCCUCAUACACGUAGACGCUCACACGUACAUAACUUUUUAUUCGAAGUGAACGAAAUGAGGCUCAGGACUCCUCCAGGGGACACUCUGGACCGAACUCUGCCCCCGGCUCCUAGGCUUUAGCCGUAGUAGUUUUACAGAGUAUAAAGUAUGUAUGGACGCGUGUGUGAGUGAACAUAUGUGACUAGAAGCAUAAUGUCUGCCCUUAUUCUUCUUCCUGGCGAGGGUCGAUGAAGCCCACUGGACCUCUCUUUCAGCCCGCCGACUAGCCGGCUGGCCACACCUUCCAGAGCGAGCGGCUGUAUGAACGUUGAGGCUGCGCAGCCCGCUGCUCCUCUGGCCUUCAUUGCACUAAGGAUCCAUACUGCCCUACCUGCUCCCUGUCCCAGGAAAUAUUCCUGUGUGGUAGCUGUCGAUGUUUUAAUUUCUUUUGUUUUCCUCCCUUAACCUGCAUAUCUCCAGAACAACGGCCAUUGUAUUUGUUGUUGAUGUCUUUUUGUUGACUUUUUUUCUUUUUCUUCCUGUUUUCACCUGUCUGUUGAGGCAGUAUUCUGAGCUCACUGAGAAAAGGGGGAUCAUGUUUACACUGGCAGCCCUGCUGAAAGCCUAAGGGAAUGGUGGCUAUGAUGCGGCGCUUGAAUUAAGGAUCGUUUUCUGUGUCAGACAUUGAAGGGAGGAA